This is a messenger RNA of Etheostoma cragini (Arkansas darter), 5115 nucleotides long. It is a transcript of the gene pparab, whose product is annotated as peroxisome proliferator-activated receptor alpha b. The coding region runs from base 281 to 1690 and encodes 469 amino acids. The transcript is spliced from 7 exons. The record is from RefSeq and is a predicted model, not a curated record. Lineage: Eukaryota; Metazoa; Chordata; Actinopteri; Perciformes; Percidae. Gene Ontology annotation, cellular component: nucleus. Gene Ontology annotation, molecular function: nuclear receptor activity; zinc ion binding; RNA polymerase II cis-regulatory region sequence-specific DNA binding. Gene Ontology annotation, biological process: cell differentiation; regulation of lipid metabolic process; negative regulation of inflammatory response.
CUUUCCACCAGCUGUCAGUCAUGAGGUCACUUCCUGCGGGUGUAAACUCCAUGGCUCUGCUCUGUAUGGACGUGGUGGGGGAUUUUUGACAGCGGCAUCGCUGCUGGAAAACAAACAAGGACGUGGUUGGGGUCGGGGGACUCAGUUGUCCCUUCUCGCUCGAGCUCACGCCGACCGCUUCUCAACCCAGCGAGAUUUCCGAGGAUAUGGCGGCUUCGGAUUGGGCUGUCUAUUAUAAGUCUGAUGAGUGAAAGUGCCACCAUCGCGCUCCUCCACUGUUAUGGUCGACAUGGAGAGCCAUUACCACCCCCCUUCGCCCCUGGAGGACUCGGUGCUGGGCAGCCCCCUGUGCGCCGAUCACAGCUUCAUGGGUGGAAUGGAGGAGCUCCAGGACAUCUCCCAGUCCAUCGACAAUGACGCCCUCAGCUCCUUUGAUGUCCCCGGAUACCAGUCCUCCAGCAAUGGCUCAGAAGGUUCCACUGUUCUAGAUGCCCUGACGCCAGCAUCCAGCCCGUCAUCGGUUGUUUAUGGGAUGCCAGCGGGCCAGGAGGAGUUCUCAUCUGCCUCCUCAUCGCUCAAUCUAGAGUGUCGAGUUUGUGCUGACCGUGCCUCGGGUUAUCACUAUGGAGUCCAUGCAUGCGAGGGCUGCAAGGGUUUUUUUAGGCGGACCAUCCGUCUGAAGCUGGAAUAUGACAAGUGUGAGCGUCGCUGCAAGAUCCAAAAAAAGAACCGCAACAAGUGCCAAUACUGCCGAUUCCAGAAGUGCCUGUCGGUGGGCAUGUCCCACAACGCCAUCCGUUUUGGUCGGAUGCCCCAGUCAGAGAAGCUAAAGCUGAAGGCGGAGAUGGUAACGGGGGACAGGGAGGUGGAGGACCCUCAGGUAGCCGACCAGAAGACGCUGGCCCGCCAGAUUUAUGAGGCCUUCCUCAAGAACUUCAACAUGAACAAGGCCAAGGCUCGAACCAUUCUCACCGGCAAAACCAGCACCCCUCCUUUCGUCAUCCAUGACAUGGAGACCCUACAGCUGGCAGAGCAGACGCUUGUGGCAAAGAUGGUGGGCUCAGCAGGAACGCUAAAGGACAGGGAGGUAGAAGUACGGAUUUUCCACGUCUGCCAGUGCACGUCGGUGGAAACCGUGACCGAGCUCACAGAGUUCGCAAAGUCCGUCCCCGGGUUCUCGAGCCUGGACCUCAAUGAUCAGGUGACUCUUUUGAAAUAUGGCGUGUACGAGGCCCUUUUUGCCAUGCUUGCCUCCAGUAUGAACAAGGAUGGGCUUCUUGUAGCGUACGGCUCUGGCUUCAUCACCCGGGAGUUCCUCAAGAGCCUGCGGCGUCCAGUCAGCGAUAUGAUGGAGCCAAAGUUCCAGUUUGCAAUGAAGUUCAACGCACUGGAACUGGAUGACAGUGACCUGGCCCUGUUUGUUGCUGCUAUCAUCUGCUGUGGAGACCGCCCAGGCCUGGUGAAUGUGGCGCACAUUGAGCGAAUGCAGGAGAGCAUUGUGCAGGUUCUGCAGCUCCACCUGCUGGCCAAUCACCCCGACGACACGUUCCUCUUCCCCAAGCUACUGCAAAAACUGGCUGACCUUCGGCAGCUAGUCACAGAGCAUGCACAAUUGGUGCAGGAGAUCAAAAAGACAGAGGAUACCUCACUGCACCCACUCCUGCAAGAGAUCUACAGAGACAUGUACUGAGGGUUGUAGAGGAAUAACCAGGAAAAGCACUCUACAAAUCCUCUCCUUUUUGCAGGGGCAGAAGAAGAAGAAUCCUCCUUAAGCUAGGUUGAACCACUUAAUGAGUUAGUUUUGGCAUCUGGUCCGCACAGGAGGUCCCGUUAAGGUUCUGGGAAGAGGCUGAUGUUUUCUUGGCUUGACACAGUGCUCUCCAAUCCAUUAUGUGGACCUUUAUUGGCAAAAAAAAGUAAUGUGUGCAAAAACGUUAUGUACACAGCUGAUUGAGCUCCUAUCUAGAUACCAGUGUAUGCGAUCUCUGACCAAACAUGUAAUGCUAAUUUGAUGUAGUUGAGGUUAUCGCCAUGGUUAUUCCUAUCCUGACCCUUAACAAGCCCUAAAAUGAGGAAAAAAAGUGAACUUGAUAGUCACCACUCCAGCAGUUUGCAUGAAAGUAGCUUUUUAUGCUGAUGUCAAAGAACAACAAGCCAUAUACCUUCACAGCUAACAAUGCACAUAUGACUUCAGUGGGCAGCAACAUCAAGACAGUAGUAAUACAGUUUCCACUGCCUAAUUGGCUGUCAAUAACGGGUGGUGAUGGUUAUCCAAGCACCAGCCUCCCAAGCAUGUUCCUUCCCCGUUUGUAUUCUCAGAGACAACUGUGGUGCUACCAGGCUCCUGAAUAUAAACAUUUAAGUUUACUGUAAGUCUUCUAAGCCAUACUGUGUGUUUCAUAAUACUGGAAAUGAUUUAUGUCUCUUUCUCAAGUCUUUCAUUGAGUUGUCAAGGUCAUCCAGUCUUUUUCAAACACGUUUUUGAGUUUGCUAACCUUGGUUAGGAGGAGCUGUGCCCAGUCAGUUGUUUCCUCAUCUGACGUUAUUUGUUUGAUUGCGGCACAGCGCUCACUUUUCUUUGUUUUGGCUCGGGUUUCACAGGAAAAACCAGAAAUAGACAUGCAGAUAGGCAACUAUGUUUUAAGUAGACAAAUCCGGAUCUUUAGUUAAGUAUAUUGUCAUUUGGAGGCCCAACAUCAAGGACAGAGGUGUGCAGGAGCGUUCAGCUCAGUCCAACAACAACUUCUUUUGAAUUCUUUUCUCUUCCACUUCAGUAAGGCAUGGCAAAAUUGUACACUGCGCAAAAAGAAUCUGGAGAUAUCCUUUUUUUUUUAUUCCUGCAAAAUAUGGAUCAUAUUUGGCACAUAUCUGGAGAUUUUUUAUAUGCUUUAUGCCACGUCAAAUACUUAGCCAAAAUUGCUUCAUGCAGUAUACUGUGUGUGUUGCAUACACAUUGAAUAAACACUUUUGGUCACUGAAGCAUAUAUAGUGUAUAGAUAUAACACUAGAUGAUAUUUCAACAUUGAUAUUUAAGUGAUAUGAAUUAUAUACAGAGCAAGUAUGAAUUGUUGUGCACCGUGUCUGGGGCAAUACUAAGUCAGUAUUUGUUGUAUGGUAAAAUACAAUGUCCAGGAACAUCAUGUCAAAAUAUCUGAAUCUGACCUCAUGGCAAAUAUAAAGAUACAGUAUUUGAACUAAUUCAGAUAUCUUCAUAUUUGUAAUUUUCUAAAAUUUAUACUGGACCGCUGUUAAAUGCCUUUUUUUUUUUUGUUUUUUUUAAACACAUGCACAGACAUUUGGCACUCCAACCAUUUUUGUGUUCUGGUAUUCAAGGGCUAACACCAAGAUAAACCUUGCAACCUUGCAUUGCAACCUUAAUACAAGCAGACUUAAAGCGUAUUAGCCAGGAAUCAAUUCAUCUGUUUCUUAAUUUCUCAUUUGUUGAAUGCCUGUCCCUCCAAAAUACUUCAGUCAUUAUUUUUUAUCAUCAGAGUUUCUCAUCAUCAGAAGCUUGCCAUUUUGGGUGAACAGAGUUCUGUUUUGCUCUUGUAGUUUCUCUAAAAUUGACUGGUCAUUUUUGGCAAGAAUCAAAAGACAAAAGUCAAACACAAGCAUGUGGCCAUCUGCACUUAUUGAUUAUCUGAGUAAGAUAAGGCCCGUUAGACUUUUUAAAAAGCUAAAAGAUGAGACUUUUGUAACGAUAAGACAAGUGUCUGAUGAUGGAUGAAGAUCCUCUAUCGUGACGAUAAUGGUGCAUGUGAAGAGACCACUUCCCUCUUUUGUUGCCAUACUGCCUUUUGAAAAUGAACAUGCUACACAGAAGACCUACACUAUGGGAAAGUAUUAAGGAAUUGGUGAAAAUGUGCAUGGCCGAUAGUUUGGAUAUUAUAUGUAAAUCUGUGACAGAAUGCUCCCCCUUAUUUCCUUAUCCAACCAAAAUUUCCUAAAAUCAUCAUGAAUUUGUUUCAAUUCAACAUAUGAAAUGGACCUUGUGUUUAUAAUUACAUACCAUUGUAUGUAACAGGGUGGGCUGUACAUAGCUGAAAUUAUCUUCGUCCCGACUUUUAACUAAUUAAAUAUAUAUAAGGUAUAAUGAUGAUCAACUUUUGUAUUGUUUGGUAAAUACUGUAAAAUGUUUGAAAUUAUACAGUAAAUGUAGUUAGUUCUCUAUGUUAUUUUUCUUAAAUGCCACAUACUUGUGUUUCAUUUGAAUUGGAUCAUAUUUUUAUACUAAAGUAUAUAUGUAUGACUAAAUCUGAUAAUUCUGUAUUUGAAAUGGCAGGAUUGAAGAAUGCAGUGUAAAUAGAUUUAUGUGUAACAGGGCGACUGGUAAUCUGAAUAUCUAAAGAUCUGAAUCCCAUUGGGGACAUUCCUUUUUUUAAUUGCUAUUUUUAGAUAGAGAACCAUCAAUGCUGCAACGUGCAACUGUAACGUUUCAACUGUAUUUCAAUUAUUUGUUAAAUUAAGCUCUUGUGAUUUAAAGUGAAUAUGUGGGCUGUACAGGGCUCACAACCUUGGGUAGUUGAUUAAAACUUGACUUUAUCAUUUGAAAAAUCAAGCUAGCACUGUAAAACAAUAUUGAUCUCCUCUUUUUAUACUCUGUUCUCAGGUUGCAUAUUUAAAAACAUGGGGUAAUAUAUGCACAGAAUGUCAUUAUCAGAAAUCAUCCAUAGUUGCCUCUUGUUGCUCAACAAACCAACAUGUUUUGGUUUUUGAUACAUCCCAUCUCUGUUGAUAAAAUUGAAAACCAUAAUGCACUUGUAGUUUGAUUCACAUCACAUGCUAUUACAGUUGAGAAGAUGCAGUGAUGAAAAAGCAGUGUGCUGUUUUAUAAUCCUGUUUUUGUCAUGCUUUAUGUCUGACGUUCCUCUCCUCACUCGCUGCUAGAUUGUACUAACUCACCAAACAUUUAUUAUGCCAUGAAUAGAUUACUGACCUUCAAGUUGCUUAUACUUACUUAUCAUAUCUUCUCACUGAAUGUCGAUCCCACUUGCAGAAUUCAUUUAACACAUCUUGGUUUUUUCCACCGGUGAGUUACAGUACAAUUCAGGAUUAACCUCAAACUAUCUGUGCCUUAGCGUGAACCCAUGCCAUAAAGCAUUAGAGAUUCAGAAA